Aplosporella prunicola CBS 121167 is the source of this 1353-nucleotide messenger RNA. RefSeq lists its product as uncharacterized. The record is from RefSeq and is a predicted model, not a curated record. The transcript is spliced from 3 exons. Lineage: Eukaryota; Fungi; Ascomycota; Dothideomycetes; Botryosphaeriales; Aplosporellaceae. Bases 29 to 1231 code for a protein of 400 amino acids.
GAGAUCUUCUCGCAGUGAAUUAGAGAGAAUGGACACAGUUAACCAACUUCUCCAGGACGCCGUCAUCAGCAACACUAUUGCCGGAUGUGCUUGCGUGGCUAUUGAUAGAGAUGGUGUUUUCAAAUACGCAAACGCCGUAGGGGCCCGUUCUGCUACCAAGGCUCCCUUAGAGCCUAUUACCACCGAGUCAACUUUCUCCCUUAUCUCCUCUACGAAAAUCAUGACCGCAAUUGCGGCCCUCCAGCUCGUUGAGCGCGGCGCUCUAAGUCUCGAUCAGGACGUCUCGGCGCUGCUUCCGGAGCUAGCCAAUCAGCCCGUCCUUGCUGGACACCUCGACGCCCCAGUCCCCGUGCCGCGGCGUAAUCCGCUGCUCCUACGAUACCUCCUCACUCACAGUAUCGGCAUACCGUAUCCUGGCUUCGCAGAUGUGCCCGUGGGCUACGCCGUCGAGCAGUGGCGCGACCUAUCACGCUAUACUACGAUUGCCAAGCGCUUCGGACAUCCGCUGGCGUUCGAGCCGGGUGAGAGCUUCGGGUAUGGCGGCGCUAUGGACUGGGUGAGCAAGUUGGUUGAGCGCGUCUCGGGAGAGCCAUCGCUAGACCACUACAUGCGCAAGCAUAUCUGGGGACCGCUGGGGAUCCAGGGCAUUACUUUUUGGCCGAAUAAACAUCCGGAAAUCAAAUCCACUAUGGUGGAAACAGUACAGAGGACUGCCGAUGGCGGUUAUGGACCUAGUACCGCCAGGUCGAUAAAUCAGGGGAUUGAGGAGUGCUUCGGUGGACAAGGCGCUCAUGCUAACGUGGAUGACUUCCUGAAGAUCCUUCACUCGCUACUUGCCGACGAUGGUAAGCUCUUGAAGCCAAAAACUGUGGCUGAGAUGUUCAAACCGCAGCUCACAGCGCCGGCGAAGGAAGCACUGAACAAGAUGCUUCAUAACCCAGAAAAAGCAGCGAUGGUGCUAGGUGACUUCUCCAAACCCGCCGCUACUUAUGAUUGGAACUGUGGGGGUUUGAUAGCUACCAACGAUGGUAGUGGGAAAAGAGGAGCGACUACUUGGUAUAGUAUGCUCAAUUUCUACUGGUUUAUUGAUGUUGAGGCGGGGCUUUGCGGUGCAUUUGGUACUCAGUUGCUUCCGAUGGGCGACCGAAAGGUUAAUGACUUGAUAAUAGCCUGGAAGGAUGCAAUGUACGAAGGUUUAUCAAAGACCAAGGAAAAAAGCCAGUACCUCUAAUGGUUAUAUCAAGCGGUUCCAGCAUCGCCGGAUGAUAUUAACUUUUAGAGAGAGGCUAAAAGCGGAAAAGAACAACUCUCCGGUAGCAAACAAUUCACACGUAGAACAAUGCCAGUAGCGCU